GCGCCCACUGGCGCCUCUUCCCUUCCGGGUGCGGGCGGGCGGGCGCUGCAGGGCACGUGCAGGGCUCGCGACCUGGUCACCUUGCCGCGCGGCGGCCCCCUCCCCCUUCCCAGGGCGAUGGCCGGGCUGGUCAACCUGGAGGAUGAGGAGGAGGUGAAGGGCUACCUGGAGAACCUGGGCAUCGAGUACAGCUACCAGUGCCACAAGGAGCUCGAGCCGGACGGUUGCCAUCGACUAGCUGAUUAUCUGGAGGGGGUGAAGAAGGACUUUGAAGGAGCUGCUAAGGUGCUAAAAGAAAACUGUGAAAAGAAUGAGCAUUGUGAGAGUUGCUAUAAACUUGGAGCUUACUAUGCAACUGGGAAAGGUGGACUCCCCCAAGAUUUGAAAGCUGCCUACAACUGCUUUCUGAAAUCUUGUGAAAAAGGUGGGAAGAAAUCAAUAAAUGCUUGCCACAAUGUUGGACUGUUAGCACACGAUGGGCAAAUAAAUGAUGACAAACCUGACCCAGUCCUCGCCCGGGACUAUUACACUAAAGCAUGUGAUGGCAAUUUUGUCCCUAGUUGCUUCAAUCUUAGUGUGAUAUAUCUUCAAGGAGCACCUGGGAUACCAAAGGACAUGAACUUGGCUUUGAAGUACUCUUUGAAAGCGUGUGACAUGGGUCAUGCGUGGGCAUGUGCCAAUGCCAGUCGAAUGUACAAACUUGGAGAUGGAAUUGAUAAGAAUGAUGCCAAGGCAGAGGCUUUAAAAAACAGGGCAAAAGAGCUACAUAACGAACAGAAAGCUGCUAAAGCCUUAACGUUUGGGGAGUGAACCCAAUCAUUCACAGACUUCUAGGUCUGCUACUAAAAGUUUAUGCAUCAUUCAAAAGUGCAAACAAACAAAAAACCCAUACCUGUUGCACUCUUAAAAUCAUCUGUGUGUACAUGUUUUCAUGUGCAAGUUUUUGUUUUGGGGACGCACCUGAUGUGUGUACAACUUCUGGGCGCUAUUAUUUGACCAGUUUUUCAGACAAACAUUUGGGGCAAAUUUUAAAUUAAAGGAGCAGCUUUA
Pelodiscus sinensis (Chinese soft-shelled turtle) is the source of this 1050-nucleotide messenger RNA. It is a transcript of the gene COA7, whose product is annotated as cytochrome c oxidase assembly factor 7. Lineage: Eukaryota; Metazoa; Chordata; Testudines; Trionychidae. The record is from RefSeq and is a predicted model, not a curated record. Gene Ontology annotation, molecular function: protein binding. Gene Ontology annotation, cellular component: mitochondrial intermembrane space.